Hordeum vulgare subsp. vulgare (domesticated barley) is the source of this 1327-nucleotide messenger RNA. Its product is annotated as MADS-box protein FLOWERING LOCUS C-like. NCBI's taxonomy places the organism in Eukaryota, Viridiplantae, Streptophyta, Magnoliopsida, Poales, Poaceae. The transcript has a single exon. Gene Ontology annotation, molecular function: protein dimerization activity; RNA polymerase II cis-regulatory region sequence-specific DNA binding; DNA-binding transcription factor activity, RNA polymerase II-specific. Gene Ontology annotation, biological process: positive regulation of transcription by RNA polymerase II. The record is from RefSeq and is a predicted model, not a curated record. Bases 23 to 1078 code for a protein of 351 amino acids.
UUGCUAAAACCCUUUGUUGGCAAUGGGUCGCAAGAAGAUUCCCCUCAAGUGCAUCAACAAUGAGUCGAGCCGACACCGUACCUUGGAGACGCGCCGCAAGAACUUGGCAAGUAAGGCAGGUGAGCUUUCUAUCCUGUGCAAUGCGAAGGCUUGCGUGUUGGUGUACGACGAGGGCGAUGCGGCACCAAAGGUGUACUCAUCCCAUUCCGAGGCGGUGGAUAUGCUCAAUCGAUACAAAACCAUGCCAGAGGGGUGGUUCAAGACGGCGGUGAACCAAGAAGACUUCCUCAACAAGCAGCUCAACAAGCUCCAGGUCGAGGAAAACAAGGUCCGAGACCCCGAGAUCAGGAUCCUGCUACACAAAGCCAUGGUAGGCAGCGACCUCCCCGACCUCAAGGUCGAUGAGCUCGCCAGCGUCAGUAGUAGGCUGGAAGAGAUCCUUAAGAGCAUGGGUGAAAGCAUCAUGAAAAUUAGGGGACAACCACGUGUCUUGCAGCCCCAGGCACCAUAUGUCCCCGACAACAUGGACAUGGGGUCAUCGGCGAUGCAUCACACGUCGCUGCCAGCUCCAUACGUCACUGACAACGUGGACAUGGGGUCUCCGGCGAUGUAUCCACCGUCGCCCAUUCCAUACGCCAUCGGCGGCAAUCACAUGGGGUUUCCAAGGAUGUAUCACGCACCGUCGCCCACUCCAUACGCCAUCGACAACAUGGAGAUCGGAUCUCCGGUGAUGAAUGGGGCGUCGUCGCCCACUCCACAAGUCACUGGUAGCAUGCACAUGGGGUCUCCAGCGCUGUAUCAGGUGCUGCCGCAGCAGGUGGGUUGGUUCGACACGGUGAGAUUUGGAAGGGACCUCGAUGUACUGGCCCACAAUGGCUAUAACACCAAUGGGCAAGACGGUGUUGGCACCAGCGCCAGCGCCAGCGCCGGCUAUAGCUCCAAUGGGCAUGAUGGCGCUGGUACCAGCGCCAACACCGGCUCUUCCGAUGGGAUAAAGUCCUGGGAUGUGGGGUUUAAUUGGCAAUCGGGCGGCGUCGAUCCUGAAGAAUCAUCUUGGAAUCUUUUCCCUCCAAUUUAAGGUAGAAUGGAGAGGACUCUCUUCCUGUAGUGUGUAGCACAGGUCCGGCUAGGUGCGUCUUGUUUAGUUUGAUUUAGCUUGGCAUAGCUAAGAUGCAGGAAAGACUGCCUUAAUAAGUUGAGACAUUUUGUCUCUCGAUGGUGCUCUCUGAGCCAAGAAAUUUUUAUUUUAGUAGUUGAAAGUGUUGUUAUGGAUCUCUUCCAUGGUCCAUUCUGCCAUCUCUUUUUAUUUUAGUCGUUGAAAUUGUUA